Molecule: messenger RNA, 2218 nt
Organism: Arabidopsis lyrata subsp. lyrata
Lineage: Eukaryota; Viridiplantae; Streptophyta; Magnoliopsida; Brassicales; Brassicaceae
Product: somatic embryogenesis receptor kinase 4
Exons: 11
Coding region: 189-2051 (620 amino acids)
Biological process (GO): protein phosphorylation
Molecular function (GO): ATP binding; protein binding; protein kinase activity
Source: RefSeq, a predicted model, not a curated record
UUUUUUGGGGUUUCGUCGAGAAUUCGAUUUUGGUUUCUUUCGAAACUUGGUCAAAUGUCGAAUACGCGUUACAAAGAACAAACCUUUAUCUCUUUAUUUCGUUUGUCUUCGUCAACGGCUGAAUCAACCAAAUGGUCGGUCCCUGGGUUUAAUAAACCUCUAAUAAUAAUGGCUUUGCUUUUACUCUGAUGACUUGUUCAAAAAUGGAACAAAGAUCACUCCUUUGCUUCCUUUACCUUCUCAUACUCUUCAAUUUUACUCUCAGAGUCGCCGCAAACGUCGAAGGUGAUGCUUUAACUCAGCUGAGAAACAGUUUAUCAUCAGGUGACCCAGCAAACAAUGUACUCCAAAGCUGGGAUGCUACUCUUGUUACUCCAUGUACAUGGUUUCAUGUUACUUGCAAUCCUGAGAAUAAAGUUACUCGUGUUGACCUUGGGAAUGCAAAACUAUCUGGAAAACUGGUUCCAGAACUUGGUCAGCUUUCUAACUUGCAGUACUUGGAGCUUUAUAGCAAUAACAUUACUGGGGAGAUACCUGAGGAGCUUGGCAACUUGAUGGAACUAGUAAGCUUGGAUCUUUACGCGAACAGCAUAAGUGGUCCCAUCCCUUCGUCUCUUGGCAAACUAGGAAAACUCCGGUUCUUGCGUCUUAAUAACAAUAGCUUAUCAGGAGAAAUUCCAAUGACUUUGACUGCUGUGCAGCUGCAAGUUCUGGAUAUCUCAAACAAUCGGCUCAGUGGAGAUAUUCCUGUUAAUGGUUCCUUUUCGCUCUUCACUCCUAUUAGUUUUAUGAAUAAUAACUUAACGGCGCCUGCUGAACCUCCGCCUACUUCCACUUCUCCUACGCCACCACCACCUUCAGGGAGUCAAAUGACUGCAGCAAUAGCAGGGGGAGUUGCUGCAGGUGCAGCACUUCUAUUUGCUGUUCCAGCCAUUGCGUUUGCUUGGUGGCUCAGAACAAAACCACAGGACCACUUUUUUGAUGUACCUGCUGAAGAAGACCCAGAGGUUCAUUUAGGACAACUCAAAAGGUUUACCUUGCGUGAACUGUUAGUUGCUACGGAUAACUUUAGCAAUAAAAAUAUAUUGGGUAGAGGGGGUUUCGGUAAAGUGUAUAAAGGACGUUUAGCCGAUGGCAAUCUAGUGGCUGUGAAAAGGCUAAAAGAAGAACGUACCAAGGGUGGGGAACUGCAGUUUCAAACCGAGGUUGAGAUGAUCAGUAUGGCCGUUCAUAGGAACUUGCUUCGGCUUCGUGGCUUUUGCAUGACUCCAACUGAAAGAUUACUUGUUUAUCCCUACAUGGCUAAUGGAAGUGUUGCUUCGUGUUUAAGAGAGCGUCCUGAAGGCAAUCCACCACUUGAUUGGCCAAAAAGAAAGCAUAUUGCUCUGGGAUCAGCAAGAGGGCUCGCGUAUUUACAUGAUCAUUGUGACCAGAAAAUCAUUCACCGGGACGUGAAAGCUGCAAAUAUAUUGUUAGAUGAAGAGUUUGAAGCUGUUGUUGGAGAUUUUGGGCUCGCAAAAUUAAUGAAUUAUAACGACUCCCAUGUGACAACUGCUGUACGUGGUACAAUUGGCCAUAUAGCCCCUGAGUAUCUUUCGACAGGAAAAUCUUCUGAGAAAACUGAUGUUUUUGGGUAUGGGGUCAUGCUUCUCGAGCUCAUCACUGGACAGAAAGCUUUUGAUCUUGCUCGGCUUGCAAAUGAUGAUGAUAUCAUGUUACUCGACUGGGUGAAAGAAGUGUUGAAAGAGAAGAAGCUGGAAAGCCUUGUAGACGCAGAGCUUGAAGGAAAGUACGUGGAAGCAGAAGUGGAGCAGCUGAUUCAAAUGGCUCUGCUCUGCACUCAAAGUUCUGCAAUGGAACGUCCAAAGAUGUCAGAAGUGGUGAGAAUGCUGGAAGGAGAUGGUUUAGCUGAGAGAUGGGAAGAAUGGCAAAAGGAGGAGAUGCCAAUACAUGAUUUUAAUUAUCAAGCCUAUCCUCAUGCUGGCACUGAAUGGCUCAUCCCCUAUUCCAAUUCCCUUAUCGAAAACGAUUACCCCUCAGGUCCAAGAUAACCUUUAAGAAAGGGUCAUUUCAUGUGGGUUCUUCAACAAGUAUAUAUAUAGAUUGGUGAAGUUGUAAGAAGCCAAAACCCACAUUCACCUUUGAAUAUCAAUACUCCAACAGUAACUCAUCUCUAUAAUAUAGAAUUAAUUUUGGCUUUAUAGACCAAUAAAGAUUA